Messenger RNA from Perognathus longimembris pacificus (Pacific pocket mouse), 530 nucleotides. RefSeq names its product leucine rich repeat containing 72 (gene Lrrc72). Lineage: Eukaryota; Metazoa; Chordata; Mammalia; Rodentia; Heteromyidae. Bases 1 to 504 code for a protein of 167 amino acids. The transcript has 5 exons. The record is from RefSeq and is a predicted model, not a curated record. Gene Ontology annotation, molecular function: protein binding.
AUGUCUUGGGCACCUGUGAGCCCCUGGUCCUUCGUUUUCCCAUUCCCUAGAAUAGGGAGGGAUUUGGAAGCGGCCCUACUGCGCAGUCUCAAGGCAGUUGACAAUCAGAUAAAGAUACAUGGCCACAAGAGGAAUAUUGAUGUCUUGGAGCUGUUCCUUUCUCAAAAGGACCUGACAGAGGUCAUUGAUCUUUCUAGAUAUAAAAAAUUAAAAUACUUAUGGCUUCAUCAUAACAAGAUCCAUGACAUAAGAUUUUUAACUAGAAACUAUUGUUUGACAGAACUAUAUCUAAACAACAACGCAAUAUUUGAGAUAGACGGUCUGCGAAACCUGACAUGCUUGUACAUUCUCAUGUUGCACCAUAAUGAGCUGACAGACAUCAGUGUGACUGUGAAGGAGUUAAAAAGAAUGCCAAACCUGAGGAUCCUAAGUAUUCAUGCUUACUCUUAUAUGGUCAUAAAAACUACAAUACUAAUAGCAGAAGACUUUUUUAUACUUUUUUGAAGUUUGAGAUUAGAGGAGCAGUAUUU